AACAGGCCAGCAGAGACCAACUCAGAGGUGGACAAGUCGGCAUCACCCUCAGUGGCUCAGCUAGCAGGGAAAUUCAAAGAGCAAGCAGCCAGUAUCACUGGAAAAGAGGUACCACCACAUAAGCCAACUCGGAGGAAACCACCAUGCUCCCUUCCAUUGUAUUCCCACAAAACUGAGACAAGUGACAAUGAUGAGCAAAAGAGGUCUCCAAAUGCUUGCCCCGUUCCCAAGGUCAAGGUGAAAAGCUCCCCCAUGAUUGAAAAGCUGCAGGCCAAUCUGGCUUUUGCUCCAGCUGCUCUGCUGCCGGGAGUGUCUCCCAAGAGCCCUGGUCUGAAAGCGCUGGUGUCUCCGUUCGGCACGCCGCCCUCAACGCCCAGCAGCCCAGGGACUCAGUCGCAGACCAGUGAGGCAAGCGAGACACCAGUCAGCUUUGAUCAGCCUCCAGAAGGCACUCAGCUGCAGUUCUAUAACAAGGUGCGGACACGAGGAUCAAUAAAGCGCAGGCCUCCGUCCAGGAGGUUCCGAAGAUCUCUCUCCGAGUAUGGAGAUGGAGAAGAUUUAGGAAUCAACAUCCCCUCUCCAGAAAAUGGUGCCAAGGAAGAUGGGGAUGAGGUCUUUGUGCCCAAGGGCAAGAUAGAGGAGGCAGAAACAGGGAGCAAAGAGCAAAAGAAGCAGGAAGGAUCUGAUGAGAAGCCCCCAUCAAGGAGAGGAUCCAGCAGAUCAGAAAAUGAAGAAAAGGGGGAAAAACAGGCAGAGGAAGUGACUCUGUGCAAGAAUAACACAGAGAAUACAAAGGAGGAGGAAGUAUGUCAUGGUACCCCAGGGGAGGAGAACUCUCCCCAGCCUCCCUCUGGAAGCAAGGAGGUGUGUCCCCGGGGAGAAGAGCAGCAAGGCACUCCCCGUGAACAGGAAAAGAGGGACAAGGAGAAGGAAGAAGCUGAAGCAAAGGAGACCAGUGAGAGCACAGAGACAGGGAGAACAUCAGACACUGAAGAAACAUCAGCAGCACCUGAACC
Acanthisitta chloris (rifleman) is the source of this 1016-nucleotide messenger RNA. RefSeq names its product RCSD domain containing 1 (gene RCSD1). The transcript has 6 exons. Lineage: Eukaryota; Metazoa; Chordata; Aves; Passeriformes; Acanthisittidae. The annotation marks the transcript as partial. The record is from RefSeq and is a predicted model, not a curated record. Gene Ontology annotation, cellular component: early endosome; WASH complex. Gene Ontology annotation, molecular function: actin filament binding; phosphatidylinositol phosphate binding; retromer complex binding. Gene Ontology annotation, biological process: retrograde transport, endosome to Golgi; protein localization to endosome; skeletal muscle contraction.